CAGCUAUGUACGUGUACUAAACAGGGUGCAAGUCAAUUAGUAAAUCAAGUGAGUGAAAGCCGCUUCCGGUCACUCGGAAGUGUCAAGAUGGAUGUAGAAGAAGUUGAAGAGGAAGAAGUGAAACGUAAGCGUCAUUAUCACCGAAGAAAGAAGAGAAAGAAGUACGUCGAAGAGAAAUAUAACUACGAAGAAAUAGAUGGUGUGUUAAAAAAGUCCUUGAAUGUAGCUUCUCAAAAGUAUCUCGAACUGAUUGUGGGUGAGCACGUGACCAGCGAGAAACCCUGGAAAUUCAUUACGAAAGAACGACUCGAAGACGACCUCGAACUUCACGAAGAGACGACAGAACUUGAAGACAUCAGAGAAGACAUCGUUAACUAUCCGGGCACAGAGUUACUGAUAGGAUAUGUUCCCGCAGAAGGAACCGAAGUUGACGAGUUCUACUUUUGUCUUACAGAAGCGGCUGCCAACAAAGUUACAGACAUAAUCGCUCAGCUACAAGAACAGCGCGCCGCACGUCUUCAAAACACCGUAGAACGCAUAGCAGGGAGAUGGUCGUCUUUGGGAAGCGAGGCGGAAGUGGAAGAGCUAAUGAACAAAUGCAACAGACCCCUUAUAGAAGUUGAACUCGAAACCCAGUAUCCAAUAAUUUCACCAAAUGUUUAUUUUAAAUUGCGUCGCGUGGAAGACGCCCGGGACGGUUACGCAGAAAUGUUAUGCAGACGGUACACCUACAACAACAUAACGAAGAAGAGGGUCGAUUCUAGCAUUCAAUCCGCACCUUCAAUUGUGAAUCGUGCCAUACAAACCGUCUUCACCUACCCCAAGAAUGCCUGGACGCAAUAUAGUUACAUGUUCGACGUUCCUGCAUACGAACCAAAAAAGAUGAGACGUUACAUUGAACGUUUGUAUGCGGAAACUAUAAGCCCAUUAGAGGAAGAUUUACUGAUCAAUUCCACUAUCAAUCUGUACAGGAACGAUUACCAAAAAUUGGUCAAUAAUCCAAAAGCUUUUUCUCCACCUCCUCCCAGAUGUUACAAGGAGUUAGUUUCGUUGCACGAUGUAUACAUGUCAAAAAAUAAAGUUGUUGGUUAUGUAAUGUGGCACCCCAUGUGGACCGGCAUUAUCGCCUUUUCUUACGCAAACAUCGCCAUAAAUGUAACUAAAUCCGGCCCAUCAAACUUGGACGAAGUUUCCAGGGCCAUUUACGAAAACAACGUGGUGUUGCUUUGGAGUACUAAAGACACUUUAAAACCCAGACUCCUUCUGGAAUCGCCGAAGGAUGUCACCAUGCUCAACUUCUGUCCGUUCAAUGAAAAUAUACUUGUUGGUGGUUGCUCUAAUGGUCAAAUAAUCGUAUGGGACAUCACCAACAAACUAAAGGAAGUGGAAGAAGUGGAAGUUUUAACUAUCUACCAGCAGAACUACCGAAAAAUAAUGUACGACAUGAUGGACUGGAUGAAGAUGACAAAAGAUGCGUAUAGAAUUCGGCCAGUUGCUGUUUCCAAUAUCACUCAUAGUCAUUCCAAUACUGUUACGUCCAUCGAAUGGAUGUAUCCCCAGUUUGCCAUGAAUAAAAUGGGUCAUAUCGAAACACUGGAAGAAGACACGUCUUUACAAUUCAUUACGGGAUCAUUGGAUGGUUAUAUCAUGUUUUGGGAUUUAUUGGCUGUACCCACAUUGGUCCCAGGAAGCGUCAGACCGCCCCGAAAGCUGAAGCGACUUCAGAAACGUCCGAGCGCCCUGACGAUGGACGUAUCGCCGUUCAAGAUCCUGAAUAGGGUCUUGAAACCUUUCUACAAAAUCAAGUUGCAGCUGACACCAGACGAAAUCAGACCUUUUCCUGUCACGAGUUUUGCCUACAGACUAGUCAAAAUGCUAUACAAGCAGAAAGAUCCAAAUCCUGAUAAAAAAAUGGAUCUCAUGAACGACAGGUUGUAUUUUUAUCCUGAGUUAAGACCGCCAGCUGACCCCUUGACCAAUGAAAUAUAUGCAGCCACUUUAGAAGGGGACGUGGUUCAUUUAUCUUGGGAAGGUUACAAAUACAGCACCGGCGAAAUAGUAACAAGUGAAGUAGGAACCACCAUCAACUUCGCAAAAUACCAUGACGGUCCUGUAGUAAGUCUUGAGCAAAACCAUACGUUCAAAGACGUUUACCUUUCUGUUGGAGGUAAAGUUUUCGCAGUGUGGAAAAAAGGAUUCAAUGACCAACCGGUUUUCUGGAGGAGAUCAAAAUCAAGAUAUACUUCCGGAAUCUGGAUGAAAGCUAUGAGUUCGCACAUAAUUUUGGUUAACGAAAAUGGCGUCAAAGAUAUCUGGAACAUUGACCUACGCAGUUCCUCUCCCAUAUGGUCGGAAAGAACAUACAACGUUCCCAUUCUACAAACUGUUACGCAUCCGUUCCCGUUCAAAACGAACAUCUUGGCUCUCUCGACUGGCAGUGCAUCUGUCAACAUUUUUUUAUACAACACAAGUCUAGGAUCUUCUCCAGCAAAAAGCAUAAAAGGAUUCAAAAAUUUAAUAGAUCGAGAGAUAAAAAGAAAGACAUUAUUCAGAGAAUGGCAAAAAAUGUGGGAAGUAACACAUCCUGAAAGAGUAGCGCAUGUUAUCGAGGUCGAAAACGGCAGAAAACGGUUAUUUCAGCAGCAACAACGAAAAGGUGGAGCGGUACAGGAAGAAGAAAUUGUCGAAGAGAAAACAGAGGAAAAAGUGGAAGAGGAGCCUAAACCAGAAAAGGAACAGCGCUUAACAGCCGAACAACUCCAGCAACAGUGGAAGGAAAAAGAAAAGGACAGGAUGAUCAAAAUAAUGCUAUCACUAAAACAGAUGAACCCUGAACUCCUGCAGCAACAACAGAUUCCUCUCAAAAAGCUAGAAGAGGAAAUAGCAAAGAAGAACGAAAAAAAAGAAGACUAUCGCGGACAAGCGGAAGAAGUGUUCAAUAAAGCUGUUGCAAUGAAUUUCCCGGAAGCAAUUCGACCAAAGACACCCCCACCACCAGAUCCAUACGCAGGAGGCGAUAUGGACAAAGAAGAAUUAGACAACUGUGUCCAGCAAUACGAAAAAUUAUCGGAGGAACUGACCAAGUCCAUCAAGCCGCACAUUUACAAAUUUAACUGGACCAACUUGCUGGAUUAUGGACGAAAUAUACGAAAAUAUUUGGAUGUGGAACUUUCGGAUGAACAAGAGGGUCAUAGGGCACGAUUUGAAAAGUAUAAAAUGAGCAGAUUGAAAGAAAAUGUCAUUGGAAAGUUAGAGAAAGCUCGGGCGAGGAAGAUGAAAAAAGUCAUCAGAUAUGUUACAACAGAAGACGGAGAAGAAGAGGAAGAAGAAGUCGAAGAAGAAAUAAUCGAAGAAGAUGUUAAUGAAGAUGAAUUGGACGUCGACGAAACGGUAGAAGAAACAAUAGAUACGGAAACAUCUGAAGCAUAAUAUAUACAUAUUAUAUCUAUAAGGCAUGUGCCCAUUAUU
Messenger RNA from Agrilus planipennis (emerald ash borer), 3468 nucleotides. RefSeq names its product WD repeat-containing protein 63 (gene mmm). Gene Ontology annotation, cellular component: inner dynein arm. Gene Ontology annotation, biological process: inner dynein arm assembly; cilium movement involved in cell motility. The record is from RefSeq and is a predicted model, not a curated record. The transcript has a single exon. Bases 88 to 3429 code for a protein of 1113 amino acids. Gene Ontology annotation, molecular function: dynein light chain binding; dynein heavy chain binding. Lineage: Eukaryota; Metazoa; Arthropoda; Insecta; Coleoptera; Buprestidae.